Molecule: messenger RNA, 2804 nt
Organism: Pistacia vera
Lineage: Eukaryota; Viridiplantae; Streptophyta; Magnoliopsida; Sapindales; Anacardiaceae
Product: cysteine-rich receptor-like protein kinase 10
Exons: 7
Coding region: 63-2054 (663 amino acids)
Biological process (GO): protein phosphorylation
Molecular function (GO): protein kinase activity; ATP binding
Source: RefSeq, a predicted model, not a curated record
CACUGUACGAGGUUGUCCUCAAACAGAAGCUAAGAGGAAGAGCCUAAGAGCUGAGAAUCAAAAUGCCCUCCUUGAAAUUCUUCAUGUUCUUUCUUGUUCUCUAUCUUGCAACUUCUGCUAUCGGUUUAACAAGUGCUGCUGAUCCAAAAUAUCUUUUCCAUGAUUGCACAAACACAACAACUUUUAACAGAAAUAGCACCUAUCAAUCUAAACUCAAUUUUCUCCUCUCUUCACUUGUCUCUAACGCCACCCGCAGCAAUGGAUUCUCCACCGGUUUCUACAACGCCACAGCAGGCCAAGACCCUGACAAGGUCUACGCUCUCUUUCUUUGCCGAGGUGAUGUCACUCCCACCACCUGUCAAGAGUGUGUCAAUUUUGCUACCUCAGACAUUCUUCAACGUUGUCCUGUUGAAGAAGAAAGUAUAAUAUGGUACGAUCCGUGCCUUUUACGCUACUCAGGCGAGUAUAUCUUUUCUACGAUGAAAGGUAACCCCGGUGCGGUUUUUUACGACUCUAACAAUGUUACAGAACAAGUCCGGUUUAACCAGCUAGUAGGGACUACAAUGAAGGAAGCAGCAAAUGAGGCUGUUGCUUCCCCUAAAAAAUUUUCGACAAGAAAGGCUAACUUCACAACCAUUCAAACACUGUACUGUCUCGUACAGUGCACACCAGACCUGUCAAAUUUGGACUGUAACAAUUGUCUUGAACAAUCUUUUGCUACUUUGCCGACUACCCGGGUAGGAGCAAGAGUUUUGAUUCCAAGUUGUAAUAGCCGGUUUGAAUUGUACCCGUUUUAUAAUGAAAACGUUUCUGCCGCACCGCCGCCGACGCCAGCGCUCUCUUCUUCACCCCCUAAAGGAAACAGCGGAAUUUCAUCUUCAAUAAUCAUCGCGAUCAUUGCUCCAAUUGUUGUAGCUGUAGUACUUUUCAUAGCCAGCUACUGCCUCCUAAUUAGGAGAGCAAGAAAGAAGAAUAGCCCUCCACUGGAAGAUAAUGCUGGGAAUGAUGACAUUACAACUGUAGAGUCCUUGCAAUUUGACUUUGGGACAAUUGAAGCAGCCACAAAAAAUUUCUCAACUGAUAACAAGUUGGGCGAAGGUGGAUUUGGUGAAGUUUACAAAGGCAUACUUCCUAAUGGAGAAGCUAUAGCAGUAAAAAGGCUAUCAAGCAGAUCUGGGCAAGGUGCAGAAGAAUUUAAGAAUGAGGUUGUAUUGGUAGCCAAGCUUCAACACAGAAAUUUGGUUCGACUACUUGGGUUUUGCUUGGAGAGGGAAGAAAAGAUUCUUGUCUAUGAAUUUGUGACGAACAAAAGCCUCGACUACUUUCUAUAUGACCCUGAAAGGCGAGCUGAAUUGGAUUGGUCAAGACGUUACAAGAUAAUUAAAGGCAUCGCUCGGGGAAUGCUUUAUCUUCAUGAGGAUUCUCGAUUGAGAAUUAUACAUCGUGAUCUUAAAGCAAGCAAUGUAUUAUUAGAUGGAGAUAUGAAUCCAAAAAUUUCUGAUUUUGGCAUGGCAAGGAUUGUUGGAGUUGAUCAAACUCAAGCAAAUACAAAUAGAAUUGUUGGGACAUAUGGUUACAUGUCUCCAGAAUAUGCUAUGCGUGGGCAAUUCUCAGUGAAAUCCGAUGUGUAUAGUUUUGGUGUCCUAGUACUUGAGAUCAUUACUGGCAAGAAGAACAGCAAUUUCUAUCAACCAGAUGGUGCUGAGUAUCUCGUGAGCUAUGUUUGGAAACAUUGGAGGGAUGGGACACCGUUGCAAUUGUUGGAUUCAACCUUGACAGAUUCUUACUCAAGGAAUGAAGUGAUUAGAUGCAUACAUAUGGGGUUGUUGUGUGUCCAGGAAUAUUCAGCUGACAGACCCUCAAUGGCAACAAUAGUUCUCAUGCUUAAUAGUUACUCUGUUACUCUUCCAGCACCUAGACGGCCAGCCUUUUUCCUUGGUACUAGAUGGGAGGCUAGCAUGGCAAGAAACGAGUUUGACUUUGAUCAAUCUAAAAGCAACUCAAUCCCAUGGUCUGUUGGUGAUGCAUCAAUUACUGAAGUAUAUCCUCGAUAAUAGGUUGUUUUAGACUUCAAUUCACUUGUACAACCAAAAGUGACAAAUUCUUCUUUUCAAGAAGAGAAAUAGUGAACACGGGCAAUAUGGAAAUAUCUCUGGACUUCGAUUUCGGAUGUCAAUUUUACUGACACUAGAUAUUUGAUCUACUUCUAGUUCUGGAGAACACUAAGGAAUCCUUUGAGCAUUAGCCUUCUUUAAUUCUAUUGAAAAGAACAUAUAAGAAAAUUCCAUGUUUUAAAGAAAUCUAUUGUUGGUACAUCUCAGGUUAAGUGAUGGAUGUCUACUGCAUCGGAACCUGCAAAAGCUUAAUCCUUCUCUCGGCUUCAACUGUCAAAUCAGUCCUAGUAUUAUUAUUCCUUCCUUACUUCAGGUUAAUAAUUUCAUUGUCAAAUCAUUUAGGACUUUGCAGCUUAGUGUUUUGAUUCCAGGGAAAAUUGGCCAUCUAUCAGUUCUUUUGUCAUUUUAAUAGUCAAUUAUGGUCUUCAGUUACAUUUAAUGGCCAAAACUAAGUUUGGGGGAGAUUUUUGGAUGAUAUACUAACGAAUUUGAAAAGUCGAAGGGAGAUAAAUGAUUUUUUGUCAUGUAGACAAUUUAUAAUUUGGUCAAACCAAUUGAUUUGCCAUUGUUAAAUGUGAUAAUUGGGAUGGGCCGCCUGCCUUCAAUAAAACUUAGGCAUUUUUAUAUCUAAUGUUGGAAAUAUAACCCGCCUGGCCAACCCGGCUCGGCCCGCAAAGAGUUAGUGUUUUU